GCCGAGAUCCGUGCGAGUGACUCAGACUGUCAGUAGCAGCGAGGCAGACACAGGCGUGGGGAAGGCAGCUCCAGAGAUCUGAGUCACUGACCCGUGCUCCUGUCUCUCUGCCAGGCUGUGAACCGCGAUGGACACCCCAUCUCAGAAGAGGGCCACACGGAGUGGGGCAGGUGGCACCCCGCUCUCUCCCACCCGCAUCACCCGCCUGCAGGAGAAGGAGGACCUGCAGGAGCUCAACGACCGGCUGGCCGUCUACAUUGACCGGGUGCGCUCGCUGGAGUCGGAAAAUGCAGGUCUCCGGCUGCGCAUCACCGAGUCCGAGGAGGUGGUGAGCCGCGAGGUGUCGGGCAUCAAGUCGGCCUACGAAUCGGAGCUGGCGGAUGCCCGCAAGACCUUGGAUUCUGUGGCCAAGGAGAGGGCACGACUGCAGCUGGAGCUGAGCAAAGUGCGGGAGGAGUUCAAGGAGCUGAAGGCACGGAAUGGCAAGAAGGAAGGGGACCUGCUGGCCGCUCAGGCUCGCCUCAAGGACCUGGAGGCCCUCCUCAACUCCAAAGAGGCUGCGCUCACCACCACCCUGGGGGAGAAGAGGAACCUGGAGAAUGAAAUCCGGGAGCUGAGGACGCAAGUGUCCAAGCUGGAAGCCGCCCUGGGCGAGGUGAAGAAGCAGCUGCAGGACGAGAUGCUGCGUCGGGUGGAUGCCGAGAACCGUCUGCAGACGCUGAAGGAAGAACUCGACUUCCAGAAGAACAUUUACAGCGAGGAACUUCGCGAGACCAAGCGUCGCCACGAGACCCGCCUGGUGGAGAUCGACAACGGCCGCCAGCGGGAGUUUGAGAGCAAGCUGGCCGACGCCCUCCAGGACCUGCGGGCCCAGCACGAAGCCCAGGUCAGACUGUACAAGGAGGAGCUGGAGAAGACCUAUGGCUCCAAGCUGGAGAACGCCAAGCAGUCGGCGGAGAGGAACAGCAGCAUGGUGGGUGCUGCCCAUGAAGAACUGCAGCAGUCGAGGAUCCGCAUUGACAGCCUCUCGGCCCAGCUCAGCCAGCUGCAGAAGCAGCUGGCUGCCAAGGAGUCGCAGCUGCGGGACCUGGAGGACGCACUGGGCCGGGAGCGGGAGACCAGCCGACGCAUCCUGUCCGACAAGGAGCGGGAGAUGGCGGACAUGCGGGCCAGGAUGCAGCAGCAGCUGGACGAGUACCAGGAGCUGCUGGACAUCAAGCUGGCCCUGGACAUGGAGAUCCAUGCCUACCGCAAGCUGCUGGAGGGAGAGGAGGAGAGGCUGAGGCUGUCUCCAAGCCCCACCUCCCAGAAGGGCUCCAGGAUCCACGUGAGCCACUCCACCACGCCGGGCUCCUCCAAGAAGAGGAAGCUGGAGGACGGGGAGCGCCGGACGAGCUUCUCCCAACAUGCAAGGACCAGCGGCCGCGUGGCCGUGGAAGAGGUUGAUCUGGAAGGGAAAUUUGUCCGUCUCAGGAACAAGUCCAACGAGGACCAGGCAAUGGGGAGCUGGCAGAUCAAGCGUCAGAAUGGAGACGAGGCCCCCAUCAGCUACCGCUUCCCUCCCAAGUUCACCCUGAAGGCCGGCCAGGUGGUCACGAUCUGGGCCUCCGGAGCUGGUGCCACCCAUAGCCCUCCCACUGACAUGGUGUGGAAGGCCCAAAGCUCUUGGGGCUCUGGAGACAGCCUGCGUACUGCCCUGAUCAACUCCAGCGGAGAGGAGGUGGCCAUGAGGAAGCUGGUACGCACGGUGAUCAUCAAUGAUGAGGAUGAGGAUGACGAUGACGAAGUCAGUGUCCACCACCGUCACCACCAUGCCCACUGCAGUGGCACAGGUGAUCCUGGGGAGUACAACCUGCGUUCCCGCACCGUGGUGUGUGGCACCUGUGGCCAACCGGCCGAGAAAGCCAGCGGGGGCCAGAAUGUCGCAGCCGGAUCCAUGUCCUCGGAAUCGUCCGCCUCUAGCCUCACCAUCACCCGCAGCUACCGCUCCCUUGGGGGAACUGGCGGGGGCAGCGGUGGCAGCCUUGGAGAAAACCUGGUGACCAGGUCCUACAUCCUGGGUAACUCCAACCCCCGCACUCAGGGUCCUCAAAACUGCAGCAUCAUGUAACCAGCAGAGGGCGCUCUCCUUGCUUACACCCUGCCAUAUCAUGCUAUUUUUUCCCCCAAGGCUAGAAAACCAUUCCCCCCCCCCCCCUUUAAAACAAAGGGGGGGUUUUGUG
Messenger RNA from Chelonoidis abingdonii (Abingdon island giant tortoise), 2222 nucleotides. It is a transcript of the gene LMNA, whose product is annotated as lamin A/C. Gene Ontology annotation, cellular component: nuclear lamina; nuclear envelope. The record is from RefSeq and is a predicted model, not a curated record. Lineage: Eukaryota; Metazoa; Chordata; Testudines; Testudinidae. Gene Ontology annotation, molecular function: structural constituent of cytoskeleton. Gene Ontology annotation, biological process: nuclear envelope organization; heterochromatin formation; nuclear pore localization.